Messenger RNA from Ostreococcus tauri, 1821 nucleotides. Its product is annotated as Nucleotidyltransferase, class I, C-terminal-like. Gene Ontology annotation, molecular function: poly(A) RNA polymerase activity; RNA binding. Gene Ontology annotation, cellular component: nucleus. NCBI's taxonomy places the organism in Eukaryota, Viridiplantae, Chlorophyta, Mamiellophyceae, Mamiellales, Bathycoccaceae. The record is from RefSeq and is a predicted model, not a curated record. The transcript has a single exon. The coding region runs from base 1 to 1821 and encodes 606 amino acids.
AUGUCGAGCGUGAUUUCGCACGCGUCGACGUCGGGGAUGGAGGCGCCGCGACGGGUGAUAUCGAACGCGCCGCCGACCGAUCGCGAUCUCGCGCUGAGCGCCGCCCUGGAUGAAAAACUGCACACGGAGGACGUGUACGAAGACCCAGAGGAGUGCACGCGCAGAGAAGAGGUCCUGGGAGAGCUCAACGCGCUGCUGCAGGAGUGGACGCGAACGGCGAGCGCGGCGAAGGGGAUCACGGAGGAUAUGCGACCGUCGUGUAACCUGUACACGUUUGGGAGCUAUAGGUUGGGGGUGCACGGACCGGCGGCGGACAUCGAUACGUUGUGCUUAGGACCGAGACAUCUGAGUAGGGAGGAAGAUUUCUUUGGAUUCGAAGAGAAUGAUUAUGAGGGGUCGUUUUAUGACGUGAUGCGAAAGCAUCCGGGGACGGAGGAGAUUGUGCCGGUGCGGGACGCGAUUGUGCCGGAGAUCAAGACGGUUUUCAGAGGGUUCGAGAUUGAUAUGGCGUACACGUCGUUGCCGUCGUACACGAGCGUGCCGGAGGAUUUGGACGUGUGCGCGACGUCGGUAUUGUUGAAUCUGGACGAUCCCGGGGUGAAAUCGCUGAACGGAUGUCGGGUGGCGGAUCAGCUCUUGAGAGAGGUUCCGAACCACGACGCGUUUCGCGUGGCGCUGCGAACGCUUCGACUUUGGGCACAGCGACGAGGUAUCUACUCCAACGUCGUCGGGUUUUUCGGGGGCGUCAACUUAGCCAUCUUAGUCGCUCGUGUGUGUCAGCUCUACCCCAACGCCGCGUCGUCGAUGCUCGUGUACUCGUUUUUCCAACUGUGGUCGGCGUGGCAGUGGUCGACGCCCGUGAUGCUCGUCCCGAUCGUGGACGAGGGUUUACCCGGCAUGCGAGUGUGGGACGAGCGCGUAAACAAGGCGGAGCGAUAUCAGUUGAUGAAGAUCCUGACUCCGGCGUACCCGGCCCAGAACUCGACGUUCAACGUCUCGGUGAGCACGCUCGAGGUGCUCAAGGCGGAGUUCCGACGCGGCAAGGAGGUGACGAAGAACAUCCUGCUGAACAAGUGCAAAUGGGAAGAUUUAUGGAUCAAGACGUCCUUUCUGACGAUGUACAAACACUACCUCAUGGUGUCCAUCAGCGCCAAAACCGCGGAAGACUUCAAGAAGUGGGAGGGUUGGGUCGGCUCUCGCGUGAAGCUGCUGAUUCAGGGCAUCGAGAACUGCACCGGCGGGCAAAUGCUCGCUCACCCGGGCACGGCGAGGUACAAGGAUCCGGAGAAAGAAGAAAACACGCACGUUAUCUUAUUCCUCGGUCUAUUCCCGUCGAGUCUAAAGAAGAAGGAGAAGGUGGCGAUGAACCUCAACCCGGCGGUGGAGCAGUUUCAGAUGCAGGUGACGUCUUGGAUGGACCGCGCGACGGGGGAAUCGAAUUGGGUUCCGGGAAUGCAAGCCAUGGUGAGGCACGUCAAGAGAAAAGACCUGCCAGGAUUUGUCCGCGAGGAGAUCGACGGAUACGUCAAGGACGUGUACGACGAGAGCGAAGUGUCCGCAGAAGCCGCGUCCAAGAAACGCAAAGACGGCGGCUCCGAGGACGAGAACAACAUCGCGGAUGAUGAAGAACCCAAGGCGAAGAAGGCGGCGACGGAGGACAAAGCCCCGACAAAAAUUCGUGCCGAUGAUCACGAUGAGGUCGCGGGAUUGGCCAUGCUCGCCCACGACGAGUUGGAAAACAAGUCGACCGCGGUGGGUGGAAAAUCGGGCGGAGCCGGAAUCAAGGUGAGCUUCGCGCAAGUCGUCAAGGCUAAGAAAUGA